AUGGCGGCCACCGGGGUGCUGCCCUUCAUCCGGGGGGUGGAUCUGAGCAGCAAUGACUUCAAGGGGGGAUACUUUCCUGAACACGUGAAGUCAAUGUCCAGCCUGCGAUGGCUGAAACUGAACAGGACCGGGCUCUGCUACCUACCUACCGGAGGAGCUCUCUUCCCUGCACAAGUUGGAGCACCUAUCAGUGAGUCACAACAACCUAACCACGCUACAUGGCGAGCUGUCUUCUCUCCCCUGCCUAAGGGCUAUCGUAGCUCGAGCCAACAAUUUGAAAAAUUCGGGGAUCCCUGAUGACAUCUUCCAGCUGGAUGAAUUGUCAGUACUGGAUCUCAGCUAUAAUCAGUUGGCAGAGUGUCCUAGAGAGCUGGAGAACGCCAGAAACAUGCUAGUUCUUAACCUCAGCCACAACAGCAUUGACAACAUCCCCAACCAGCUGUUCAUAAAUCUGACGACCUGCUGUACCUGGACCUGAGCGACAACAAAUUGGACAGUUUGCCCCCCAGAUGAGGAGGCUGGUGCACCUGCAGACCCUCAUCCUGAAUAAUAACCCCCUGAUGCAUGCCCAGCUCAGGCAGCUUCCUGCAAUGGUCGCCCUCCAGACUCUGCAUCUAAGGAACACACAGCGAAUCCAGAGCAACCUGCCUACGUCCCUAGAAGGCCUGGCUAGUCUAUCAGAUGUGGAUCUGUCAAUGAAUGACCUGAGUCGGGUUCCUGAGUGCCUGUACACAAUUGCCAACUUGAAGCGCUUGAACCUGAGCAGCAAUCAGAUCGAUGAACUGUCCCUGUGUAUCGACCAAUGGACUCAGCUGGAGACCCUCAACUUGUCCCGCAAUCAGCUGACCUCACUGCCAUCUGCUGUUUGCAAGAUGUCCAAGCUGAAGAAGCUUUACCUGAACUCCAACAAGCUCGACUUUGAUGGCAUCCCUUCAGGAAUAGGCAAACUCGGCAACCUAGAGGAGUUUAUGGCUUCUAACAAUAACCUGGAACUGAUCCCAGAAAGCCUGUGCAGAUGUGGCAAAUUGCGCAAGUUGGUCCUAAAUAAAAAUCGCCUGGUGACCCUGCCAGAAACAGUCCACUUCCUGCCAGACUUAGAGGUCCUCGAUGUAAGAGAGAAUCCAAGUCUGGUGAUGCCCCCCAAACCAGCUGACCGCACGUCUGAGUACUACAACAUCGAUUUUUCUCUGCAAAACCAGCUGCGCCUGGCAGGAGCCUCUCCAGCCACUGUUGCAGCUGCUGCAGCCGCUGGGGGCAGCACCCCAAAAGAUCCCUCGGCCAGGAGAAUGCGUCUGCGGCGCAGAAAGGACUCCACACAGGAUGACCAGGCUAAACAAGUGCUAAAGGGAAUGUCCGAUGUGGCACAGGAAAAAAAUAAGAAGAUUCAGGAAAACGGUGACAUGUGAGAUACACAGACCUAAAGACCCGCCGAUGGGAUCAGGGCCUAGAGAAGCCACAUCUGGAUUACUCCGAGUUUUUCACUGAAGACGUCGGCCAGAUUCCGGGCAUCACUGUCUGGCAGAUUGAGAACUUUAUCCCGAUCUUGGUGGAGGAGGCGUUGCAUGGGAAGUUUUAUGAGGCUGACUGCUACAUUGUGAUGAAGACAUUCCUGGAUGAUAAUGGAGGCCUACACUGGGAGAUCUAUUACUGGAUUGGCCAUCAGGCUACCUUAGAUAAGAAGGCUUGUUCCGCCAUCCACGCUGUCAAUCUGCGCAAUUACUUGGGCGCUGAGUGCCGAACCAUCCGGGAGGAAAUGGGAGAUGAAAGCGAAGAGUUCAGCCAGGUGUUCGACAAUGAAAUUUCAUACAUAGAGGGAGGCUCAGCCAGCGGAUUCUACACUGUAGAAGAUACCCAGUACAUCACCAGGCUAUACCGAAUCUACGGCAAGAAGAACAUCCGCCUGGAGCCAAUGCCACUGAAGGCCUCUUCACUGGAUCCUCGGUUUGUCUACCUCCUGGAUAAUGGUCUGGAGAUUUAUAUCUGGAGAGGAUCCCAAGCUACGCUGAGCGGCACUACCAAAGCCAGGCUGUUUGCUGAGAAGAUCAACAAGAAUGAGAGGAAAGGAAAGGCAGAGAUCAUACUGCCGACUGAUGAGCAGGAGACCCCAGAGUUCUGGGAGGUCCUGGGUGGGCAGCCUGAGGAAAUCAAGCCCUGUGUUCCUGAUGACUUCCAGACUCCCAAACCAAAACUUUAUAAGGUCGGAUUGGGUCUGGGCUAUCUGGAGCUGCCACAGAUUAAUUACAAGAUUUGUGUGGAGCACAAGAAAAGGCCAAAGGUUGACCUGAUCCCCGAGAUGAGGCUGCUCCAGAGUUUGCUUGAUACAAAGUCUGUGUACAUAUUAGACUGUCACACUGAUGUCUUCAUCUGGAUUGGCCGAAAAUCAUCUCGCUUGGUUCGUGCAGCGGCUUUGAAGCUGGGACAGGAACUGUGUGGUAUGCUGCACCGACCAAAGCACUCCGUGGUGAUCCGCAACUUGGAGGGUACUGAGUGCCAGGUUUUCAAGUCGAAGUUUAGGAACUGGGACGACGUCCUGAAGGUGGACUACACCAGGAAUGCAGAGAGUGUGGCGCAGCCUUCUAAUCUGUCCGGAAAAGUAAAAAAAGAUGCAGAGAAAAAGGAUCAGAUGAAAGCCGACCUGACAGCACUCUUCCUGCCUCGCCAGCCACCAAUGGCCGUUUCCGAGGCUGAGCAACUGAUGGAGGAGUGGAAUGAAGACUUGGAUGGGAUGGAGGGAUUCGUACUGGAAGGGAAGAAGUUUGCCCGUCUGCCGGAGGAGGAGUUUGGUCACUUCCAUACGGAGGAUUGCUAUGUCUUCCUCUGCAGAUACUGGAUUCCGGUAGAACGCGAUGACGAGGAGGAGCAUCAGAAAAGUAAGAAAAGGAAGGUGAAUGCAGAUGGUGAACAGGACGACGAGGAUGAGGAAGAAGAGGAGAAGCAGCCAGAAGAAGACUUCCAGUGUGUGGUCUACUUCUGGCAGGGCAGAGAGGCCUCCAACAUGGGCUGGCUCACUUUCACCUUCAGCCUGCAGAAGAAGUUCGAGAGUCUCUUUCCUGGGAAGUUGGAGGUCGUCAGAAUGACUCAGCAGCAAGAAAAUGCAAAGUUCCUCUCUCAUUUUAAGAGAAAAUUCAUCAUUCACAAAGGGAAGAGGAAGACCAGGGAUGUGGGCCUUCAGCCAAGCCUAUACCACGUGCGAACCAAUGGCAGCGCGCUCUGUACCAGGUGUAUCCAGGUCAACACAGACUGCAGCUUAUUGAACUCCGAGUUUUGCUUCAUCCUGAAGGUGCCCUUUGAGAGCAUCGACAAUCAGGGGAUCGUCUAUACCUGGGUGGGGCGAGCCGCAGACCCCGACGAGGCGAAACUAGCAGAGGAGAUCAUGAAUCACAUGUUUGAUGACACGUACAGCAAACAGGUGGGCGUUUGGUCAUCUGAUGUUAUAAAACCUCAGCACAGUUCGGGUGUUUUUCUUCAUCAAGAACGAGGGUGAUAAAUGAAGGCGAGGAGCCCGAGAACUUCUUCUGGGUGGGCAUUGGAGGGCAAAAACCAUAUGAUGAAGAUGCGGAGUAUAUGAAGUACUCACGUCUGUUCAGGUGCUCUAAUGAGAAGGGCUAUUUCUCGGUGUCUGAGAAGUGCUCAGACUUCUGUCAGGAUGACCUUGCGGAUGACGAUAUCAUGCUCCUCGACAAUGGCAAAGAAGUGUACAUGUGGGUGGGGACACAGACCAGCCAGGUGGAGAUCAAACUCAGCUUGAAGGCUUGUCAGGUUUAUAUCCAGCACAUGAGAGCCAAGGAUUCCGAACACCCGCGGAAGCUGCGCCUGGUCCGGAAGGGGAACGAGCCUCACGCCUUUACGCGCUGCUUCCAUGCCUGGGGUGCCUUCCGUAAGCCGCCAUCUUAG
Molecule: messenger RNA, 3894 nt
Organism: Staurois parvus
Lineage: Eukaryota; Metazoa; Chordata; Amphibia; Anura; Ranidae
Source: the annotation of a GenBank genome assembly